CGAAUGUAUGCGGCGUGCCCAGUUUACAAUCGCACACGAAACGGACCGCACAUGACGGCAGUGACCGGAUCGCGAGCUUUGUCGCGCGAAACCACAAGCCCCGUACGCAACAACGUGUCCCUGUUCUCAGCUCGAUGCGCCAAACGCGAAACGCGACGGAAAAGCGCCGGAAAAUUCACGUUUACUACGGCACCCACACCGAACCGGCAGCGGAUACGGACGCUUCAGCGAUUCGCAGCACUCGCAGUGCAAAACGUCACUGUCGCCCAACAACAGAGUUACCAGCAGCGGCGACAAGUGCAUCGGGAAAAAGUGACGGUCCGUGAGCCUUACAAUUUUAUGAUUUUCUGUUUUGUGUUUGUUCUGUAACGAAUCAUUUGGUUGGUUGCAACGAAGUAAAAGUGCCACGUAAAACAUAACACACGAACGAACGAACAAACGACUUCAUAUAGAGAGCGUUACGGAAACAACGCAUUGAGAAAAGUCACUCAACAAUAUACAAACGAUAUACGAACUGCGUCAAACGAAACAAAAAGCAACUUAAACUUCCGGGAGAAUCAAAUUCGGCCCGUCAUUUAGUCAUCCAACGGCUCUACGCUAGCCGGGAGUUGCUAAAAGCAACACUACCUUACAGCGCCUCAGCGCUGUUAAGCAUCGACACGCAACAAAACACAACAUGUUCAACACAAACCUCAGCCUCACCGUGCCAUCGCUCCUUAUCAUGGACGGUGGCACACCCAGGACGCCAGAGAUCCUGAACUCGCUUAUGGCCAUGACAAAUCCGCUCGAGUACUCGUACCCAGUGAACAACUCACAGACAUCACUGAACGACAGCCAUUCCAACAGCUCCGACUCUCCACUGGACUCGCCAGCCAGCCAACAACAUCAACCCCAGCAGCAACAACUUCACCUUCACACCGGCAAGACGCCGAGCGUACAACAGACAUGCUCUCAACUGAUCAAGGAAGGUGUGAAACUGCUGAUUCAGAGUAAGCGCAAGCACAGCGGUGGAGACUCGAGCGAUGGAAAUGAAUCCAGCACGCCGAAGGCAAAGGUAGCACGUCGACGUGAUCCCUCCAUGACCGAAGACCGGGAGACGAGUGAAGAUGACAUGGAAUCGAAGGCGAGUCCUCGCUCGACUGUUGCACUAACACCAGAAGACGAGGAUCGGCGGCGGCGACGCCGCGAACGGAACAAAAUCGCCGCUACCAAGUGUCGCAUGAAAAAGCGCGAACGUACGGUUAAUCUUAUCAACGAAUCGGAAACACUCGACGCCCAGAACAAGGAGUUAAAGUCGCAGGUCAGCAAGCUGGAAACGGAGUACCGGAAGCUGGUGGAGGUAUUGCAGGCGCACGGUCCCACCUGCGUCCACCAGAAGGGCUAUCAACCGCUUCCCUCACUGUCGACCAUUACCGGAAGUGGUGGUAGCGCCGGCACUGGCAAAUAUCUUAACGAUCUGAACUAUCUGGAACAGGAGCAAACGGGUCAGGGAGAAAUUAAGUACUCCGAGUGUUUGAAAUCGGUUUCCUCCAGUUCCGGCUCACCAAUGGAUAGCUUCUCCAAGCAAGACUCCGGCAACCUUCUUCCUCCCGGUUAUUGUAAGCUUUCGCCCACGGAAACAACCAGCUUCCUGCUCGAAUCACCCUCAGAAUUGCCCGGUACUGGAGAGCAAAUAUCCAAAUCGGACUACAUUCCCGGACCUGCAGUAUCGACCGCUUCGUCACGACCGAACUCCACCGCCCAACACACCACGAAGAAUGGACGAUCUAAGCCUGGACCCAAACCACGACAAUCUAGAGCGCAGAACAAAACGACUCCGGCAGCGGUAGCCACAUCCACAGCCACGAAUCUUCCUUCCCUAAACAACGCCACAACCACCACCUUCGGUAGCAAAGGGAAUCCCCUGAUUGCAGCAACUCUCAUGACGACGACACCUUCCUCCUCUCCCUCAUCUGUACCUUCUCCACUAACCGUGGGCAACUCGGUGUCGACAGUGAACGUUAUCAACCCGAUCGGAACACUUGUCACCGCAGACGAUGACGAUUUCAUACUGAAAAAUGAACUCAUCGACACGCACAGCCCUUACACGACGGUGCAGAGUGCGGAUCGGUUUCUGUUCGAUGCCACGCUCGAUCUGUACAACAACAACGCCCACAGUCCUCUUACUGCCGGGCUCAACUGCGCCCAAUCGCAUCAGCAACAGCAGCAGCAACUUCAACAGCAAUCGCAACACAAUCAUCAUCUGCAGCAGCCACAGCAACAACAGCACGGUGCAACUCUCAACAACAACAAUCCAACCAUGGUAAACGAAAAUGACAAGCUUAAUCACCUGAACGCCAUUAAAGACAACACCUCCAAUACGCUGCUCGAGUUUGGCUCGAGCUUCGAAACGCUAAAGCCCGCCACAGUAGACUAUACGCAGCAUCAACAGCAACCACAGCAGCAACAGCAACCGCAGCAACACUCCAACGGGUUGCAUCAUCAACAGCAGCAGCAGAUGGACAGUUUGUUGGUUAUCGUUGAUCCAACCCUCGGCCAUCUGCUCCAUCAUCACCAGCAACAGCAACAGAAUCACCACCAGCACCAUCACCAACAUCAACAACAGCAACAGCAGCACCAGCAGCAACAUCAACACACCCAGCUACAGCAACACCAUCAACUUCAGCACCAACUACAACAACAUCACCUGCAGCAGCAGCAGCUACAACAGCAACAACAGCACCAACAGCAACAACUCGUCCACAAUGCCCUAGAUCUGCUGGGACCGGUCGCAAAUGACUUUCUCCUAAUGACUGACGAUGAUCCGACGGAUUUCACCGACCUGGACAGUGGUAUAACCGCGUACAGCAGCAUCAACGGAUGUCUAGCGUGACCUGCAGCUUUCGAUCUGUAAACAAACAAACCUUCCACAAAGACAGUGAACCCAUCUGACCGUGACCGAGCUACUACUAGUACUACUGCUAUUACCCAACAACAUCAGAGAUCAUCCGUGUACUCACAUCCUGAACCUUAUUCCACUCUUCUUAUGUUCCUUCCUGUCUUCCAACAUGUCGGAUAGAAUAGGAUUCUUCCGUUCCGGGAAUGCUUGUGCUCUUUUUGCUACUGUUUGUGCAAUUUCGUCCAUCAAUUCAUGGUGAUUCUUACUUAAUAGAGACACCUUCCGUUUUGAACCCGAACUACAUCAAAGAUGGCGAUAUGCGAUAGGAUAUUUCUCCAGCGUUCUGAAUUGAGGUUAGGCGAUAAUAUUAUUGCACCAAUUCACAAAAGUUCCCACACAGAAACGUGUUCUUUGUGCACCAAAAAAACAUCUCUCAAGAAAUGCCCACUUUCCAAGUGUCCAGGAUUAGGAGAAAGGAAAGAAGCUACUCUUUGUCUCAACUAUACUUUCGUACGGAUAUUCCAAGCAUUGUUGAUCACUGUGAGCCUUUUUCGUAUCUUUCAAAGCUGUCCAGAAGAUUUCUUUCCAAAAUCGCCAUAUUUGUCCACUCGCGCUUGUUGAAAAUUGAUUCGCUUUGAUGCUUGCAAAUACGCAUCUACAACGGAACAAACGAACAAAAAAGACUACAACAAGUAAAUGGCGGCUAACAAAACAGCAACAAUGGGAAACAGACGGGGCGCAGCGAGAUGGCGAAAAUGAAAAGAUCGGAAAUGCAUUCCUUUUUCGUGCGUAAGGUUCAAUAAUCGUAUCUCAUUUUAUUACUAUUAUGGUACACUAUACUGAAUGUUAUUAAUAUUAUUAUUCUUAUUCCUACUAUCGACUAUUAUUAUUAUUAUUAUUAUUGCUGUGGCUAUCUUUUACCGUUGCUUUAACAUUUCAUUCUGCUCUGGCCCAUUUGGCACUUGUUUCCAAUUGUUGUAUGUUUUUGUGUAGCUUUUGGCCUGUUUCCAUCCUCCAUUUACUUGUUCAUACUCUUCUUUUCCGUUCAUACCUUUUCGGUUUUAGUUUAUUGUCGACUUUCAGCCGGACAGAGAAUCAGUUUUGCAUAUACACUGCUCUUUUGGCAAGUGUUGUGUUCAUGUCUUGUGCUUCUUCACACCAGCAAGCUAAUUUUUGUCAACCAGCAGAAUGGUUCCCCGAUUGUUUCCUUCCACACCCUUCCCUGCUCUAUCUCUCUAUACAACAUUUGAAUACUGUGGAGCCGUAUGUAUUUUUUUCUUUUUGUAAUUUUUGACGGCGUAACAUUCAGCUUGCAUGUGUACAGUCAAAAACCGCAUGGUGCGCAUUAGGUGGGUGCUAAAACGAAGGAACAAAAUGGAUGUUAAACGUACCACAUGGGAGCUGUAGGUAACGCAACCUCGCGUGAGAGGUGCGUUCCUGGCCAUACUUUAUCGUUCAAAAGGCAACACACACACUCAAAGAGGUUUCAUGUACUUUAUACUGGCAUCUUCCUAUGUUUCUCCACACCUUACUGUUUGUACUUGCUCACUCAUUCAUCUACGUCUCACCGUGCAAAGUAAAUUCAUUAAUUAAAUUACCAUUUGCACAGUGAGCUAAAAGGAGGAAGAAAUUUUAAACAGACAAAGAAUACUCGAGAAGGCUGGCAAACUAAGGCAGACAAAACAGCCGCACAAGGCAACGCCUCAAACAGGAUUUGAGGAAUUUUGAGUGUCCAUUAUUGGGAUUAUAUGCGAGUAAUUCUGAUUGAUAUACAGCGAGCCAGAAAUCUUCAAAACAUCCAGCUUCCGUUUUGUUUUACUUGGAAAUCGGCCCAAACCUCAACAUUCCAGCGCGAAAAGAUACGACAUUUUGUUCAGUGCGUCAUGGCUUAAUCCGGCAAAUUCAUUUUCAAAAACGUCCAAUGCACCGAGCACAGAGUCUAAUGCUAAGUACCGAGGAACAGAUGUAUGAGGGUCUAAAAGCAAAGCUAGUUAACUUAAUGCUAAUACUAACUAACAAUGUUUUCACACUUGUUGUAUCGUGUACUGUACGAAGGAAAGUUUCCUUCCACCUCGGACUGAUUCAGAUGAUAUCGAAACAACCAACGGAAAGUUACCAUUGUUCUACUUGCGAUUACACUCUCGCUCGCACUCUGGUCCUGAGCAUGCCAAACGGAAAGUUACCAAUCGAUUCAAAAAAGCCACAAGCUUACGUUUUCGUUGCCUAAUCCAACCGGAUGGAUUUAAAACCAUGAACCUUUAAAUGCGAGGAGAGUGCGUUUACGUGUAUUGCCCGACGGCGAUCUUUAAUUUACGGGUGCCAUACUAUUAGUGUACGUGUGUGAGCUACUACCAGCUAACGAGAGGAUAUACUACAUGCAACUACUAUUAAUCGUUUCCUCAUUCAUGACUCGUUUCUUAUUUCAUUCUAUCUACUAUUAAUCUCACUUAGCGAUUAGUGGCAAAAAACCAAUCUCUGGUAACGUCAAAUGGUUAAUACUUAUAGUCUUCCUGUUAGACGUUUCACCACACUUUAGUUGUUACUAUGAAUGUGUCAUUUGCCAAUCAAAUGCGAAUGGCCUCAAAAAACGCAUUUGUUAACGGAUUAAGUUUCUUGUUUAAAUAAUUAACACCAACCUUACUUUGACCACUUUGGCCAUACACUAUCUGUUCCUCGUGCUUCGUCGCAUAGACAUUCGACAAACAGCCCGUCAGACGCAUCACACAAUCCGCCAACAUGCUCGAGUGCUCCACCAUCGAGAUCUCUCUCCCAGUCCCCAUUUUACGAAACGAAAUCACUAAGGCACCACAGCAAAACAAGACCAAUUUAAUAUUAGCUAGAUUUGGAUAGUUGUAAAUGUACUAUUGUUAAGCAUAACAACCAACCGAAAGCUUACUGUGAAAAACUAGUAUAUAGGACAAUGAGUAUGAUAUAUAUAUAUAUAGUACUACUAUGGCCUUUAAACAAACUGCAGCGAAAACACAAUCGCCGAUCGUGCAAUGGUCGUCGUGCAGGGCACUACGACACGAGUAUAUAUUAUAUAUAUUUAUCAACUAACACUGUUGCGAGCCUUUAAGUACGGGAAAGUCUUGUCAGUAGCUGAGUUUAUAGGCGGGUUACUAAUCAACGCGGAUAAGGCCAACCAUGUUCAUCGUAUACCAUUUUAAGCCGUUCGUUCCGCCUGGAACGACCCAGAGCCUUAGCGCCGCAAAACAGAUUGCUGUGCGUUUGUGUCUUCGUUUUUACUCAGGUGGUUUGUGUUUAUUUGGACCAGUUUAGCUUCACUGGUUUUGUUCUAAUGCCUUUUACAACGCCUUCCACGGGUUUCGGUGCGGAUUUUUAUUAUCCCAUGCCGUCCGACCGGUUCGAAUAGUAACAGGAUAAAUGCAAAACCUGUGAAGCUAACAUCGAAUCCGUUCAAGGUGCCGCUUAAGCCACCACAAUCGCAUGCCUUACGUAUAAUAAAGGAGCCGAAGUGCUACUGAAAAUCGAUAUUUAAUAUUGAAGCAAAUUCACUACCCAAAACUAGAUAAAAUGCCUUCCUAUUUCCAUGAAUAGGUUAUAAUGCAUGUUGCUAGUUUUUUUUUUAACCAACAAACAAAACCGAACGACAAAGAGUCAUGAAGAAAAUACAAAAAAAAAAAACAAUGCCGACACAAACGGAAAACAAACGAGAGAAAAAUAGACAAAAAAUAUUAA
This is a messenger RNA of Anopheles moucheti, 6577 nucleotides long. It is a transcript of the gene Atf3, whose product is annotated as activating transcription factor 3. Bases 677 to 2872 code for a protein of 731 amino acids. The record is from RefSeq and is a predicted model, not a curated record. Gene Ontology annotation, molecular function: RNA polymerase II cis-regulatory region sequence-specific DNA binding; DNA-binding transcription factor activity, RNA polymerase II-specific. The transcript has 6 exons. Gene Ontology annotation, biological process: regulation of transcription by RNA polymerase II. Lineage: Eukaryota; Metazoa; Arthropoda; Insecta; Diptera; Culicidae. Gene Ontology annotation, cellular component: nucleus.